Messenger RNA from Thalassophryne amazonica, 1218 nucleotides. RefSeq names its product empty spiracles homeobox 3 (gene emx3). The record is from RefSeq and is a predicted model, not a curated record. Lineage: Eukaryota; Metazoa; Chordata; Actinopteri; Batrachoidiformes; Batrachoididae. The coding region runs from base 283 to 996 and encodes 237 amino acids. Gene Ontology annotation, molecular function: DNA binding; DNA-binding transcription factor activity, RNA polymerase II-specific. The transcript is spliced from 3 exons. Gene Ontology annotation, biological process: brain development; central nervous system development; neuron differentiation.
CCCCGCGUGAGGCGGCCGGAUGCACGAGGAGCACGCGCAGAUGAUCUGAGUUCCACGAACACUGAGUUUGUUCAGCAGGAGGAGCAGGAGGAGUAGGAGGAGGAGGCGCCGCCCCGGCCACAGGUGAAGGAGUCCGGGCUGUGAGCGCGGCUUUUACGCACACUUUAGAUGGAGCUCCGGGGGCCGCUGGGACUCUGAGCCCGGACCCUGGGCCGAUCUGGACUUGCUGAACGGAGCUUGUUUUGCUGUUUGUUUAUUUGUUGUGCCGCAGCUGUUUCCACGAUGUUCCAGCACAACAGUCAGAAGAAAUGUUUCACCAUCGAAGCUCUGGUCGGGAAGGACGCGAGCAGUCACGCAGGCGCCGGGGACGAGCCCAUCCGGCCCACGGCGCUCAGGUUCCCGGAGUCCCUGCACCCCGGGGCGUUCGCCUCCUGCUUCCAGGGGGGCGGCGGGAGGACUUUGUACUCCGCGGGGCCGGACAUGGUGCUGCAGGAAACCGGCACGCACACGCCGAGCCCCGGCGGGCUGCCGCUGCACGCGCUGCAUCUCCCCGCGCACAGCCUGUUCGGCCCGCAGCACCGGGACGCGCUCAGCUUCUACCCGUGGGUUCUGCGGAGCCGGUACCUGGGACACCGGUACCAAGGGGAGGACAGUAGUCCAGAGAACCUGCUGCUCCACGGUCCGUUCUCCAGAAAGCCAAAGAGGAUCCGGACAGCAUUCUCACCCUCGCAGCUCCUCCGUCUGGAACGAGCCUUCGAGAAGAACCAUUAUGUGGUUGGAGCUGAGCGGAAGCAGCUGGCCAGCGGGCUGUGUUUGACAGAGACGCAGGUGAAAGUCUGGUUUCAGAACCGCAGGACGAAGCACAAGCGUCAGAAGUUGGAGGAGGAGUCUCCUGAUGCUCAACAGAAGAAGAAAGGCAGUCAACACGUCAACCGCUGGCGGGCCGCCACGCAGCAGGCCGGCACAGAGUUUGUCGACGUCAUCUCAGAGGACUAGACUGAAACACUGAGCUGUCCAUCCAAACUCACACACCGCAGCCACACACUGAAGGUCUGCGACAUGUGUCCAAAAACCACUUCCACAAAACAAAGCAACUACAGCUCUUGAAAGGAUACCCCGUGUAGACAUCUUUGUUUUACUUUAAACUUUGUCACAUUAGCGAAGAAAACCUGCUGUCAUCAUUACGCUUUAAUCUGGAAGCGAAGCACCAUCCUAAAA